Molecule: messenger RNA, 937 nt
Organism: Gastrolobium bilobum
Lineage: Eukaryota; Viridiplantae; Streptophyta; Magnoliopsida; Fabales; Fabaceae
Product: zinc finger protein GIS3-like
Exons: 1
Coding region: 128-925 (265 amino acids)
Biological process (GO): trichome differentiation; trichome morphogenesis; cytokinin-activated signaling pathway
Cellular component (GO): nucleus
Molecular function (GO): DNA-binding transcription factor activity; transcription cis-regulatory region binding
Source: RefSeq, a predicted model, not a curated record
UAUAAAUAGACCUCAAGACAUGCAACAUCACCUUAAUUAGUAACAAGAGACCAUCACCAUUUCCCACGCUCCUAUCUCCUUGUCUCGCAGUUCCACUACCCAAUCUUCAACACAAAACCACACUCCCAUGGAGGAUCAAAUCCACGGCCACACUCGAAGAACAAACCCAACUUCCACCACGUGCUUAAAGCUCUUCGGCUUCAGCGUCCACGAAGACAUGGACGAAGAAGCAGCGCUUGAAGACGCCUCUGACUCAAUCGCCAAGCCCACUUCCUCCUCCGAUUCGCCGGACUCCGGCGCCGGAGAUGGUGGCGCCGUCGGAUUUCCCCCUUCAUCCGGCGACCGGAAAUACGAGUGCCAGUACUGUUACCGAGAGUUCGCAAACUCACAAGCACUUGGUGGGCACCAGAACGCGCACAAGAAAGAGCGCCAACAGCUAAAGCGCGCGCAGUUACAGGCCUCAAGAAACGCCGCCGUUUCGUUCGUUCGGAACCCCAUCAUCUCCGCUUUCGCCCCGCCGCCGCAUCUCCUCAGUCCUCCGGGACAAGUGGUUGUGCCGGCGUCCGCGCCGUCGUGGGUCUACAUGCCGCCACGUGCUGCGCCUCCUCCCUUCCACGUGUCGGUUUCACACGGUUGUGUGUUCCCGUCGGCGAACAACAAUAACGGCAUCGGUAACUGUAACGGCGGUGGUAACUACAGCAUUAUAACGGGUGCGAGAUCCGCGGGUGCAGGGGUGUUACCGUACGUUGGCGGGGUAGGGGAUUCCUCACCUGCAUUGUCAACUAUGGGCUCGCAAGUACAGGCCCGGGCCCAGUACGGGAGGGUUGAUGGGCCUUCAUUGGGUCGAUUCUCCAAAGUAGAUGUGGGGCCCAGUUUUGAUGAUGGGUUUGGCUUGGAUUUGCACCUUAGCCUGGCCCCGCCAUGAUGGUUUUGAUCG